CCUAAAAUUCCAUGAGAAUAUAAAAGAGAAAGUAUCCUCCAAAGAUAUACUCUGCCUCCCUAACCUCCUUUGAGGGCUUGAGCUGCAGUUUGAUCAUCAAAUCACACCUCCGAGAUUCCAUACAACGAUGUCGAGAAUCGCGAUCCUUCCUCUUCUCCUCGUCGUCUUCUCAACGAUUGUUCGAGCCACCACCGAAGUCCAAUACUGUGAGGAGAAUGCAGAGUAUGAAGUAAAAGUGAAAGAGGUUAAUAUAUCUCCUAACCCUAUAGCUCGAGGCGAGCCUGCUACCUUUACCAUCUCUGCCACCACAGGGCGUGGGAUAUCGGGUGGGAAGUUGGUGAUUGAAGUUACAUACUUUGGAUGGCACAUUCACUCUGAGACUCAUGACCUUUGCUCUGAGACAACCUGUCCUGUUGAAACCGGAGACUUCUUGGUUGCUCACUCUCAAGUUCUUCCUGGUUACACUCCUCCUGGUUCAUACUCGCUGCAAAUGAAGAUGCUUGAUGCGCAAAAGAAGGAGCUAACUUGCAUUAAGUUCUCCAUUGACAUUGGAUCCGUACCAUCUGUGGCCGACAUUUAGAGCAAAAAUUUCACUGGCGAAUCAAUUUCUCUACCCUGUGUAUAAAAUAGUUUCUUAGAUUUGGUUUUAGCUUCAUCAGUUAUGUUACUAGACCUGGAUUUCAUUAUUCUUCAUCAUAGAUAUAUAAAUACAUGCUUAGGUGAUUAUUUUGCCUUCAA
Messenger RNA from Raphanus sativus (radish), 738 nucleotides. RefSeq lists its product as uncharacterized. The coding region runs from base 128 to 580 and encodes 150 amino acids. Gene Ontology annotation, molecular function: sterol binding. NCBI's taxonomy places the organism in Eukaryota, Viridiplantae, Streptophyta, Magnoliopsida, Brassicales, Brassicaceae. The transcript is spliced from 4 exons. Gene Ontology annotation, biological process: intracellular sterol transport. The record is from RefSeq and is a predicted model, not a curated record.